Ceratosolen solmsi marchali is the source of this 1014-nucleotide messenger RNA. RefSeq lists its product as uncharacterized. Gene Ontology annotation, molecular function: olfactory receptor activity; odorant binding. The transcript has 7 exons. Gene Ontology annotation, cellular component: plasma membrane. The record is from RefSeq and is a predicted model, not a curated record. Bases 53 to 1000 code for a protein of 315 amino acids. Gene Ontology annotation, biological process: sensory perception of smell; detection of chemical stimulus involved in sensory perception of smell. NCBI's taxonomy places the organism in Eukaryota, Metazoa, Arthropoda, Insecta, Hymenoptera, Agaonidae.
UAACGAAAUAGGUAUUAAUGAAAUAAUCGUUUUGGAAAAUUCAAUUUCUCAAAUGUAUCUUAUUGGUGCAUCUAUAAAAUUGUGCAUAAGUAUUAUUUUAAAAUCAAAGUUGAAAAUUAUUUAUAUAUUACUAGCUAAUACCUGGAAUAUGAUGGCUGAUGCAGAAGAGCUAAAAAUAAUAUGUGGAUAUCUGGAAAUUGGUCGUAGGAAGGUCAUUAUUUACACAGUUUUUAUGUUUUCAACUAGUAUAUUAUAUUUAAUAAUUCCUAUAAGUGCACCAUUAUUGGACUAUAUUUCGCUACAUGAAAAUAUUAGUCGGACAAAAAUAUUUCCGAUACACAUCGAAUAUGGAAUCAGUAAGGAAAAAUAUUAUUACCCUUUACUGUUACAUUUCAUUUUUGGAGGAUUUCCAACAAUAAUGGUGAUUGUGAUAUUUGAUCUUGGAUUUAUCCUGAUUGUAGAAAAUUUUGCUGCCUUAUUUGCACUUGUUAGUUAUCGUUUAAGUAAAAGUUUGAAAACAGCGGAAGACAUUGAGAAUCAUGUUAUAACAUUUUCGAAAGGAGAUAAAAUUGCAUAUUUUCAUUUAGUUAAUGCAAUAAAUUUACAUCAACAAGCGAUUGGCUACGUAAACCUGAUGGAAGAUUGUUAUAACAUUCCCUGGGUUAUUGUUAUUUUUAUAAAUUUACUUUUAGCUGGAUCGGGAUUUGCUAUAUUUAUAUUUAAAGAAGAUCAACCCGAUGAAUUGAUUAGGUAUGGCCCAAUUAUAAUUGCAGGCUUAAUUCACUUUUAUUGCUUAUUUCAUUCGGGACAACGGAUUAUUGAUUAUAGCUCACAAGUAUUUGAUAACUGUUACAGCUGCAAGUGGUAUAAUUUAUCGACAAAAUCGAUUUAUUUGGUGAAAAUGAUGAUGAUGAGAAGUUUUCGAUAUUCUACAUUAACCGCUGGAAACUUACUUUGUUUACGCUUAAAUACUUUCACCAAAGUAAAAUUAAAAAUUUAAUAUUUCGAUUUACA